AUGGCCGCCGGUGACGAUCUCACGCUUGUGCUACCGAUAGCUCUAGGCGCGGCGCUGGUGAUCCUUCUGGUCAUAGCCUAUUGCCACUGCAAGAGAAAGAAGCAGCAGACGCCCGCCGACGUUGAAGCCGAGCAAGAGCUCAUGCGCAACGAUCACCUUGGCAACCUCAAUGGCCUCAAGCGCGGCGACAUGGAAGACCUUGGCGCCGAGAAGACCAAGUGGUCGUGUGGCAUCUGCGGCUUUCACAACACGGACGAGAAGCAAGCGUGCACGCUCUGCGAGACGCGCCGAGGUAUCGCACUGGCGUCGUCGGCCACCGUCACCGAGCGCACGAACACGAUCGAUGUUGUGCAGCUCAACGCGCUGCAGCACGCCGCUUGGACGCGCGCCAUGUGGCUGCGCACGGCGCCGUCCGAGGCAGCGCCGACCAGCGUCUGGGCACUGCAUCCCGAGUUUACCGCGCUGUCGACGACUGCCACUACGUACUACACGUACACGCUCGUCCCACUUCGGGACCCGUCGGUCGACACCACGGCCAGCGACUCGGACGCUGCAACGCCAUCGCCAACGACACCUGUCGCGCUCGAGCUCGUGUGUGUGACACCCUCGACGACGCCCGCCACGGUCACGGUCACGGGCGAGACGAUCCCAGACUGGUAUGCGGUCCAAGUGGCGCAACUCCGGUCCUUGCCCUUCUCGCUCAAGUACGCGUGGAUGCUCGAGCAGAUGGCGGCGUCUCGCUCGCCUUCUUGA
This is a messenger RNA of Saprolegnia diclina VS20, 753 nucleotides long. RefSeq lists its product as hypothetical. The record is from RefSeq and is a predicted model, not a curated record. Lineage: Eukaryota; Oomycota; Saprolegniomycetes; Saprolegniales; Saprolegniaceae. The transcript is spliced from 6 exons. The coding region runs from base 1 to 753 and encodes 250 amino acids.